AUGCUGAAGUCAAUCCUGCCCAAAGAACACAGACGAUCAAAGUCAAAGGACCUCGGUCGAGUCGCCUCCAACACCGCCACCACUACACAGAUGGUUCCUCUUCUGCCUCCCGACCAUCCUCACUCGAUCAGCCAAUCCGCCGAGGAUGGCCGUUCUGGCAGACAGGCCAAGAAGGAGAAUGCUCCACCACACAAGCGCUCCAAGAGCACCGUGUCAUUACGCUCUCUGGGCAGAGACAAGGAAAAGGACAAAGAGAAGAAGAGUCGAAAGGAAAGAGAAAAGGAGAAGCAGAGUCAGCGUGCCACAAAUGACCAGGACAACCGCGACACGCGCAAGAGCAUGAAGAAGACCAAGUCCUCCACCAGCCUCCGCGGCUUGUUUGGAAAAAUGAACCGCUCGUCCAAGGACCUCAGCGACACAGUCCACGACAAGGAGAACCAAAGCCCGCCGCCCUCAGCCCUAGAGUCCACUACAAGCUCUGUCUGGCCCCAGAACCCACCCGCCCUUCAACAGCUUGACGCAGAGAUCGAUCGCUACACUCCCAAGGACUACACUCCGUCCAAACAACGCGACUUUUCCGCCUAUGGCCAGCCCGCUCUUACGAGACCCUCCUCGUCUGGACGUCCCAAGAGUUUGGUAAUGCCUGGCUCGACAUCCUUUCUCGAUAUCCUCAAUCGCCCUAUCAGUCGUGACCGAGACCGUGCCCAGAUGGACUCACGUGGAAGUACCUACUCGCGUGGCAGUCGCGGAAGCUUCGGAGAGGGCAAACACUCGUUCGAUCGCAAAGUGAGCUCCAGCAGCAAUGAACGACCUGCGCCGAAGCCUUUGGCAAACAUACCCAAGCGCGGUCCAAGGGUCAUGGCUGCUGUUGCCGCUUUUGACGAAAAGGCCAGAGAAAGUGUGACUACAAGGGAGGAACCGAAGCUGGAUCCUAAGACUGUGGAUGCCGCUUUCGAGGCCGUAUUGGUGAAUCAAUCUCUCAUUCCAUACGUGUGUUCCAUUUUGCUAACACGUAUCUUCACAGNNGACUCACGCAACAUCCCUGAAAAUAUGCGACAANAGAUGCGUACUUUGACACUUCGUGUCAAGGCCGACUUCGUUAGACAAGACAAGGGUGCUCUCAGCCCUACUAAACCAGAAUCUCGGCUUCCAUUCUUUCAUGACGAGCCUGCUCAGCAACCGGCUGUCGAAUCCGGCGAAGAAGAGGUGAAGGAGGAUCUCACAAAACGGUCAAGAUCAAGAAGUAAGACUUUCACACUGACCAGAAGUGAUGGCACUGCGAAGAAACAAAAGCCAGACAGCCGACCCAACUCGAUUCAUAUCCCAAGAUCAUCAGGAACUCUGCCCAGACAUUCUGUCCCUACAUCACCUGGCAGAGGCUCACAAGCUGCCUGUCCCGAUGAGUUUGUGGCUUACUUGGAAAAUGUUCGCGAUCCCGUCCAGAUGGAAGUCGGCCGUCUACACAAGUUGCGUCUCUUGCUUCGAAAUGAGACUGUUGCUUGGGUUGACAACUUCAUAUCACUUGGUGGCAUGGCUCAAGUUGUGGAUCUGCUCCACCGCAUCAUGCAGAUUGAAUGGCGCGAGGAGCAUGAAGAUCAACUACUCCAUGAAGCACUGCUCUGCUUGAAGGGGCUUUGCACUACCGAAGUUGCUCUCAAGGUCCUUUCUACUUUGGCUGAUGCUCUAUUCCCUAAACUCUUGGCUAUGCUUUUUGACGAAGAGAAGAAGGGGCCGAGUGAGUUCACCACCAGAGGCAUAAUCGUCAACAUUCUUUUUGCAUAUUUGGGUGCAGCGCGUAACAAUGGACCAUACGACCUUGCUCAAAGGGCUCGUGUGAUUCUGGCCUAUCUUGCAGAUCCAAAGAAACCCGAGGAAGCACAACCAGUAUCCUUUGUGCUCAGCAUGCGACAAUCUCGACCGUACAAGGUGUGGUGCACAGAAGUCAGCAACGUGACGAAGGAAGUAUUCUGGAUUUUCCUACACCACCUCAAUGUCAUACCACUUCCGAAGAAAGAGACUCUGGAUGGAAAUGGCUCGGCGCCGACACGACCAGAUGGAACCACAACACCUGGUCAAAGCUAUGCUCAGCGUUUCUUCCCAGGAGACCGACCACCCGUUCCGGCUGCUCCCUAUGUCGGUGGCGUCGAGUGGGAUGCAACUACAUACAUGACAGCUCAUCUUGAUCUUGUCAAUGGCCUCAUUGCAUCACUUUUGACCAGAGAAGAUCGCAACCAGCUGCGUUCCGAGCUCAAGACCAGUGGUUGGGAAAAGAUGAUGGGUGGCACCAUGCGUACUUGCAAGGAGAAGUUCUACUGUGGUGUUCAUUCUGGUUUGCAAAACUGGAUAGCCGCCGCCCAAGCCGAUGGAUGGGACAUCGACUACGUGCGAUAUGGUCCAAGCAAGGAAGAGAUGGCUGCGUCGAGUCCAAAGAAGAGUCCGAAGAAGACGGAGCCGCCUCCACAACUUGGUCUUCCCAUCAUACAGAUGCCCAAGCUAACACUGGGAUUGGAUCGAUCCAACUCGACGCCUGCCUUUAACGCCAGUAACGAUAAUGAUGGAUGGUUGCUUUGA
Aureobasidium vineae is the source of this 2571-nucleotide messenger RNA. NCBI's taxonomy places the organism in Eukaryota, Fungi, Ascomycota, Dothideomycetes, Dothideales, Saccotheciaceae. The record is from the annotation of a GenBank genome assembly.